This is a messenger RNA of Hibiscus syriacus, 420 nucleotides long. RefSeq lists its product as uncharacterized. Lineage: Eukaryota; Viridiplantae; Streptophyta; Magnoliopsida; Malvales; Malvaceae. The record is from RefSeq and is a predicted model, not a curated record. Gene Ontology annotation, molecular function: RNA binding. Gene Ontology annotation, biological process: formation of translation preinitiation complex. The transcript has 2 exons. The coding region runs from base 1 to 420 and encodes 139 amino acids.
AUGGGAAAAAGUUGUCGACGUGCUCUCCGACUCCUUCACCAAUGCAAGUAUCUCAUAAUUGGGUUUUCUACUGUUUUGAUCCUCGUGUAUAUGAGUGAUGUUCAGACAAGAUUGUACAAUGAGUAUGCAUUUGAUUAUAUGAUUGUUUACUCGGCCGAUUGGCUCUUGUCGACUAUAAAGAUACAUGAUCCGAACAUAAUGAAAAAGUUCCAAGUGGAUCGUGGUGCGAUAAAAUUCGUCCUUGCUGGUGCAAACAUAAUGUGUCCUGGUCUUGCGUCCCCUGGUGGUGAUUUGGAUGACAUUACUGUGCUGGUUGUGUGCAUGGCUGGGAACAACAUGCAUUACCUCAACGAUGGUCUAUGGAAGGUAUUCGUACUCGAACCAUUAGGUGUUUCGGAUUGUUGCAUAAAGCAUUCUUAA